UCCCACCAUGGCGGCGGCGCUGCCGAAGCUGGGGCUCGACCGACAGCGAGGCGCCCGCCAACACUUCCGGGUCAGAGGGCGCGCGGCCGGCGGAAGUCCGGCGCCGUUGCUAUGGCGACCGCGGGGGAGGCGGCGGCGCUGGUGCUGGUGGCCGUGCUGUGGGGCAGCACCGGGCCGUUCCUGCGGACGGGCGCGGCGGGGCUGGAGGAGCUGCGGCACCGGGGCCGCCUGCGGCAGCUGCUGGCCGAGAUCUGCUUCCUGGGCCUCAACUACAAGUACAUGGUGCCGUUCCUGCUCAAUCAGUGUGGAUCGCUCCUCUUCUACCUCACCUUGGCAUCUGCAGACCUGUCCCUGGCGGUACCGCUCUGUAACUCCCUGGCUUUGAUAUUCACUCUGGUGACUGGGAAGAUUCUGGGAGAGGAUAUCGGUGGUAAAAGGGCUGUGGCAGGAAUGGCGCUCACCCUCCUGGGUGUCACUCUCUGUGUAGCUGGUUCGUGACCGAGGUGCAGCAAGCAGAGGAAGAGAAGGCGUUUAAACGUGACCCCGUGGCAUGAGGGGAGCUUCUGGCUCAGCUGCUGACCGCUUGGCUCUCAUUCUGACACACGGCUGCCUGGAAGCAUGACUGGACUCCCCGAGCACCAGUGUGGAACAAGGACGUCCCAUUUAGUGUCUUAAGGAAUUUUUUUCUGUGGGCGUUUCAAAGCAGGAUGGGAGGAGGGGUAGUAAAUGGUUAAUAAAUAAUUCAGAUUCUGGGAUCUACUGACUUUGUACAGAAGGAAUCUACUCAGGGACCUGUACAACAAUGCCAGUGCAGUUUGUUGCCGUGGAAGGAAGGAUCCUUUUCAGUGAACUAAUGAGUCCACAAUACCAGAUAGACCACAGAAAGACAAA
Molecule: messenger RNA, 891 nt
Organism: Oxyura jamaicensis (ruddy duck)
Lineage: Eukaryota; Metazoa; Chordata; Aves; Anseriformes; Anatidae
Gene: TMEM234
Product: transmembrane protein 234
Exons: 5
Coding region: 112-498 (128 amino acids)
Source: RefSeq, a predicted model, not a curated record